This is a messenger RNA of Thyridium curvatum, 1254 nucleotides long. RefSeq lists its product as uncharacterized. The record is from RefSeq and is a predicted model, not a curated record. The transcript has 2 exons. Gene Ontology annotation, molecular function: FAD binding; monooxygenase activity. The coding region runs from base 1 to 1254 and encodes 417 amino acids. NCBI's taxonomy places the organism in Eukaryota, Fungi, Ascomycota, Sordariomycetes, Thyridiales, Thyridiaceae.
AUGGGAAGUCAGGCCCUUGACUUCCGAGUCCUUAUCGUAGGGGGUGGAAUAGCUGGGCUAACCACGGCCAUAGCUCUCCGCGGGCCCAACCGCCACAUUGCUGUCCUCGAGCGAUCCCGCAUGCUGGAAGAGACUGGAGCCCUAAUUUCCCUACAACCAAACGCGAGCAAGCUGGUGACGAGAUGGGGCCUCGACCCCUUCCUUCACUCUGCCGAACCCCUCAUUGAUCGCGGGUUCCGAGUGUUCGACAUGUCUGGCAAACUCGUCAAUGAACUGAAACUCGAGACGGCGAGAUUCGGCGCAGAUCGUGUCCUAUAUCACCGACAAGACCUUCACUCGGCGCUACGCAACGCUGCAACCAGUACACAACUUCCUGGGGAGCCGGUGGAGAUUCGCACAACUUGCCCGGUCAAGUCUUGCGAUCCAGAGGGUGGCGUUGUUACGCUGGAGAGCGGCGAGCAGAUCCAGGCAGACCUUGUCAUUGGGGCGGACGGCAUAAAAUCAGUCAUACGCACCGCCGUGCUCGGGGAAUACUGCCCUGCAAUUCCGACUGGACUCUCAGCAUAUCGCGUGCUGAUGCCCCUGGAACGUAUUCAAAACAUCGAGGGGCUUCCGGACUGCAUCAAGUCCUGCAAUCCAGCGAUGACGUCCAUGAUCAUGGGCGGCGAUAGGCGGGUGAUUAUGGGUCCCGGCAGAGGCGGAAAGCUCUAUGGGAUCGUCGCGCUGGUACCGGAUGGGAGCUUGCAUGAAGACACGGCCGGGGACUCGUGGGUCAAGCACGGUUCGAAAGAACAACUGAAGGCGGCCUACACCGGCUUUGCUCCUUGGCUUUUGAAGGUCUUCGAUGCUGCACCUGACAGCGAAAUCGGACUGUGGCAGUUGCGCGACUUGGAUCCGCUUCCGACCUGGGUCAAGGGACGAACAAUAAUAAUUGGCGAUGCGGCACACGCAAUGCUACCGACUCAAGGGCAAGGGGCAAGCCAAAGCAUGGAAGAUGCCGAGGCCCUUGCAGCCUUUCUCGCCGACAUUGACGAGCGUCCAGGCAAAAGCAAGGUACAGGAUGCUCUUUGGAAAGUAUGGGAAGCACGAUUCGAGCGGGUCAGUCUCAUUCAAGCCUACAGUAGGCAACAAGCACGGCCGGCGAUGGAGAAGGGGUCAAACAGUGUCACUCUAAAUCCAGGGGAGUUCAUGAAGUACAACUGUGAAUAUGACGGUGCUACCGAUUGGGUCAGAAAGAAAAAGAAAACCACGUAA